Messenger RNA from Aspergillus heteromorphus CBS 117.55, 919 nucleotides. RefSeq lists its product as uncharacterized. The transcript has a single exon. The record is from RefSeq and is a predicted model, not a curated record. Bases 249 to 755 code for a protein of 168 amino acids. Lineage: Eukaryota; Fungi; Ascomycota; Eurotiomycetes; Eurotiales; Aspergillaceae.
AAGGGAAAACCCACAUCAUUAUAAAACUUAUACGCCGCAUCAGGAGCAUCCCUCUCAAAGCAGAACCUCAACAAGAUAUUCCAAGCCCACUCGACAUUCUUCCUCUUCUCGACCUGCGCCUGACGAAGCAUACCCACACCGAACGCGAUCUUCCCCUCCUUCAACAGCUGAAGCACGCGUUUCGCCAGCAUCUCCGGGUCCUUCAACCACUUCAACUCCUCCCUGAUCAUGUCAAACGGCGCCUUCAAAUGCUUCUCCGGUAUCGUCCCCUGCGCAGACGCCUGGGUCUUCCCCGUCGCCAACGCAAACAGCACAUUCUGGACUUGAGCCAUCUGGUACGGAUUCGGGAAUUUCACGCCAUCCCUCAGCCGCGGUCGAGGCAUAUAGGGCACACGAGUGCGGGGCGCAUGUUUAGCCGGAUGGGCCACUGGGUCCUCCUUUAUCAUGAUCAAGCUCGACUCCGGACGCUGCGGCUUCUUCCCACCGCCGAUAUCCUUGUUGUCGUUGCCGUUGAAGUUGUCGUUCUCGUUGGAUUUAUCGUUGGAGUUGUCGUUGGAGUUGUCGUUGGAGUUGUCGUUGGAGUUGUCGUUGGAGUUGUCGUUGGAUAUAUCGUUAGAUUUAUCGUUGUCGUUGGAAUUGGAAAAGGAGAUAUCGUCAGACCGCGCAACCGGAGAUCCCACCGCAUCCCCCGACAUGUAUCUCAAGAAUAUGCCUCCAAUCCGCACCGGUCUCAGACGGUAUUGAUUACGGACUAGGGUUUGGGACGAUUGCGCGCCGAGGGGGAGUCUCAUGGGCAUGGGCAUGGGCACGGCCGAUGCCAUGCAUCUCCCAGCGCCCGUCCGGAGCGCAUUGGGAUUUGCGCACCGAAGCAUCUAAAGAGCGAAGUCGACUCGUGAGAUAUGAAAUAUAAAAUAUCUGA